Molecule: messenger RNA, 1110 nt
Organism: Cladophialophora psammophila CBS 110553
Lineage: Eukaryota; Fungi; Ascomycota; Eurotiomycetes; Chaetothyriales; Herpotrichiellaceae
Exons: 1
Coding region: 1-1110 (369 amino acids)
Molecular function (GO): oxidoreductase activity
Source: RefSeq, a predicted model, not a curated record
AUGUCACGACCAUGGGACAACAAACCUUCUGGUGUUAUGAAGGCAUUGGUCCUUACCUCACCAGGAAAAGAGCCAGCUUCGGCCUGUUUCACCUACACGGAGUCGUACCCUAAGCCCACUCUCCCCGGACCGGGCUGGGUACUCAUUCGCAUUCGAGGUACAGGCAUAAAUCGUGCCGAACUCCGUGGCCGCGCAGGCGAACCUGCGUUCCCCGGAGAAUUUAGUCUUUGGCAAAAGUACUAUCAUCCAGAUCCGCCUAAGAUUCUAGGCGAAGAGUUGGUCGGUGAGAUCGUCGAAGCCGCGGAUGAUACACCGUUUAAACCCGGAGAGAAGGUCAUUUCUACCCACGCUGGCGGCGGCAAAGCAUUUGACGGAUCAUAUGCCGAAUAUGCAAUCUGCCAUUCGCGUCGAGUCUAUCAUUUACCGCAAGAAACGACUUUAAGCUGGGAUCUGUUAGGGUCGUUAGGAAUGAGCUACCUGACCGCCUAUGGAAUGGUUAUAAUCUCUGGGAGAUUGGGCGGUAGACCAAAAGGAUCUUCCGUUAUCGUCCACGGAGCCACUUCAUCGGUAGGCGUUUUCGCAAUCCUGAUCGCAAAAGAUCAUGGUGCCACUGUGAUUGCAACGACGCGUCAAUCGAAGAAGGUUGAGCACCUCAAAAAUUGUGACGCAGACCAUGUGCUCUUGGAUUCGGAGCUCAAUGAAAAGAUCCCACAAAUUCUGCCUGAUGGUGCAGAUCUUGUGGUCGAACUCGUCGGAGCGGAUCAGGCCAUGCGGGGCCUCGGAUGGACUGCACUGUUUGGCAGUGUCGUCGUCUCAGGCGUGCUGAACUCGUCUGCCGUGAUUGAGGGAUUCUCUCCUUUUCUCAUACCAACCACUCGCAACCUUACGUUCUACUCCGUCGCCAAUGAUGGUGCGGGUGACCACGAUACCGGAGCUAGGCACAGCGACCUUGAACCAGUAUUCGCAUAUGCCGUGAAGAACAUCGAGAGCGGGAAGUGGAAGAAGGAGCAGUUUAUAGACAGUGUCUACCAUCUCCCCGACAUAGGCAAGGCACAUGAGUGCGCUGAAAAGAAUGAGGCUACUGGGAAGCUUGUCGUUUUGGUUCCGUAG